Diceros bicornis minor is the source of this 1821-nucleotide messenger RNA. It is a transcript of the gene SLC17A3, whose product is annotated as solute carrier family 17 member 3. The record is from RefSeq and is a predicted model, not a curated record. The transcript is spliced from 12 exons. Bases 1 to 1497 code for a protein of 498 amino acids. Gene Ontology annotation, biological process: transmembrane transport; monoatomic anion transport; urate transport. Gene Ontology annotation, molecular function: xenobiotic transmembrane transporter activity; efflux transmembrane transporter activity; toxin transmembrane transporter activity. Lineage: Eukaryota; Metazoa; Chordata; Mammalia; Perissodactyla; Rhinocerotidae.
AUGGCCACCGUGACAGAGUUGAGUCCCACAGCAGAAAAGAGUAAGUGCUCCCAAGAUAUGCAAGUGGAUGAGAAGCUCAUUCACAGAAAAGUUCCAAGCUUAUGUUCCAUCCGCUAUGGAAUAGCCUUCCUCGCACAUCUCUGCAACUUCAUAAUAAUGGCACAAAAUGUUAUCAUGAACAUCACCAUGGUAACCAUGGUCAACAGCACAGACCAUCAGUCCCAGUUUAACAGCUCCACUGAGGGGCUGCCUGUCGACUCAUUUGGUGGCCCAAAUAAAGCCCCAAAGAGUCUUCCUGCGAGGGCCCCUGUGUAUGACUGGAGCCCUCAAAUCCAGGGCGUCAUCUUUGGUUCUGUCAACUAUGGCAUGCUUCUGACACUGGCUCCCAGUGGAUACCUGGCUGGAAGAGUAGGAACAAAGCGAGUUCUUAGUGUUUCUUUGUUUGUCUCCUCACUUUUCACUCUCUUCAUCCCUCUGGCAGCUGACCUUGGACUAGGUUUCCUCAUUGCAACUCGAAUAGUCCAGGGCCUAACCCAGGGAUCAGGAUUUGGGGGUCAGUUUGCAAUUUGGGAGCGAUGGGGUCCUCCACGUGAACGAAGCCAACUCUGCUCCAUUGCUUUAUCAGGACUGGUACUGGGAGCCCUCGCCGCCAUCCUCCUCGGUGGCAUCAUCAGUGAAGCCCUCGGGUGGCCUUUUGUCUUCUAUAUCUUUGGAGGCAUUGGCUGUGUCUGCUGCCUUCUCUGGUCUGUUCUGGUUUAUGAUGACCCUGCCUCUCACCCAUGGAUAAAUGUCACAGAAAAAGAAUACAUCAUAUCCUCCUUGGCCCAACAGGUCAGUUCUUCUAAGCAGUCUCUUCCCGUCAAAGCUAUGGUCAGAUCUCUUCCCCUUUGGUCCAUGUGUUUUUGCAGUUUCGGCCAUCAAUGGUUAGUUAACAUAUUGAUGGUAUACACACCAACUUACAUCAGCUCUGUGUUCCAUGUUAACAUCAGAGAUAAUGGGUUCCUGUCUGCCCUUCCUUUUGCUGUUGCCUGGGUCGUUGGUAUCCUGGGAGGCUACCUGGCAGAUUUCCUUCUGACCAAGAAUUUUAGGCUCGUUACAGUGAGGAAAAUUGCCACAGUUCUAGGAAGUCUCCCUUCUUCAGUAUUCCUUAUGGCUCUGCCCUACCUCACCUCCAGCUAUAUCACAACAAUCAUUCUUCUGACGCUGUCUUGUGGACUAACCCCAUUAUGUCAGUCAGGGGUCUAUAUCAAUGCCUUAGAUAUUGCUCCAAGACACUCCAGUUUUCUCAUGGGAGCCUCAAGGGGAUUUGCACACAUAGCAGCUGUCCUGACACCCACUGUCAGUGGAUUUCUCCUCAGUCAGGACCCUGAAAAUGGGUGGAGGAAUGUCUUCCUCUUGUUGUUGGCCAUUGACCUAUCAGUACUGAUCUUCUAUCUCAUAUUUGGAGAAGCAGAUGUACAAGACUGGGCUAAAGAGAGGAAACUCACUCAUUUAUGAAGUAAUUUCACCUUGGAUGGAAAGUCUUUAGGCACCUUAUUUCAUAAAUGAGAAGGCUUCAGUGAUGAAAAUACCAACAGAAAGAAUUUUGUUUGCCGUGGCUCUUUUCAAAUCUGAGAUCAGUUCUUUAUUUUACUCAGAUUUCUUUUUGAGGAAAAUAUAAGAUGAGUGAAAAUUCAAAUAAAAUGAUAGCCAAGAACAAAGUUGUCAUCUUCAUAGAAUUAACAAUGGAUUCAGAGGAGCUGCUUGCUAUAAAGGAGUCAAUAGGCUAGAUUCAGUUUCUGGAUCUUGAAACAGAAAACAAUGUUUUGAAAUUCUUAAUCU